ACAAAAAACCCAAGCAUUUAAUGUAGUUUUUUCAUGCAACAGAAAUGGUCGACUUUUUGCUCAUCAAGAAUAACCUUUUCAAGGGACUAGAGGCUUUACUUAGACUACAUGCACUUUGCUACUUGGAGGGCAAUAUGUUGGCAAUACCUGUUUUCUUUUCCUUGGAGGCAUGUUUAGUGACAUUACCAACACUUUCCUUCUUGGAGUCUUUGUUAAUGAUAAGACAAGGAUUCUCACUCCUAAGGACAUUUUCGAGACUACCAGAAACCAUUAGGCAUGGUUGGAGUUUAAUUUGGGAGAACCGGCGUUUCAUGGUGGCAGUGCUUUCGAUCACUCUACCCAAAGACAAGCUCUUUGAACUUCAAAAGAUGAGAUACAGAGGAUAUCUGCGAGCUGUUUUACUUACUUGCUGCGUCGGGUUGUUUCCGACGAAUUCGGCGCCCGUAGCUGAGCACAUAGUAUUUUUUGGUUCUGGACUUAUCCUUAUACUCCUAUCCAAGAAUAGAUAUAUCCAAGCAGCCAUUAUAAUAUUGUUUAUCCUAUCAUUUGUCAACCAUUUUUUGGUAUUACCAACGACGUUUGUAACAACCGUAAGAGUCAUAAUUACAGUGCCUGUAGUUGGUUACCUAGUGUAUCAGUGGAUAAAAGAUGUCAUUUCCAUCGUACGUUUGUUUGUAACAGAGAUUUAUAAGGGCAUUCAGCAAGUUAAAACCUUCGGGUUGCGUUCAGUUGCUAAUUUCACUGGUCUUUUAUCCUCACAUAUAAGACCACAUCUUUUUCUUUUUUGGUAUGCUUUAUCUUUAAUGUAUGCAACAUUACCAGUAAUUAAUAUGUGCAUGUACACAAACUCAAAAAAUAAAACAUUUUGGUUGUGUUUGGAAACAUUUUUGUACAACACUGCUAUUGUCAACAAUACUAUUGUUGGAAUUUCCGCAACAAGUUUAAUUGUAAUGUCUGCAUCACGAUACAUACGUCGAAUGACAAGAACAUUUAUUUACAGUUGUAAAGAAAUGACUCCAAUGAUUGAUUCUGACAGUUUCAUAGUUUUCUUUUUAAUCAUCAUCUUUGCAAUUUAUAUAAUACAGUCAUCUGUAUUGUUUACAUACUUGCAUGAACAUAAUAAGAUAGAUGUGAAAGUUAUAUUUUGGUUCAUAUUCUUUCAUAUCACAACAGUUUUUAUCAAUAAUAUUUACCAAAUGGUAGAUUCAGACAUCUUCGCCAUUCGUGCAUCCGUGACCCACAUUUUUAAACCCAUCCGAGUUCUAUUCCUAGAUAGUUUUCUCCUUAUAAUGAUGUUGUGUGUCGUUUACUCAAUUUAUCACCUUGUCAGCUUUAAAUUGUCUUGUGUUAUUGUUAUAACUGGUUUGUCAAAAUGUAUCCAGAUCAGUGGCUCCAUCAUAAUAUACAUCCUUUUAUUGAAUAGAGCUUUCCCAUCUCUAGACAAAGUUGGCCUCGUAAGUUCGCUUAAAAUGCUAGAUUUUGUAGGUGUCAUUUUUGUUGCAUACUUCAGCGGAUUAAGCUUUCUUCAGAUUUCUCAGUGUAUUUUACUCUGCUAUCAUAGCGGUUGGAACAAACUGAUACAUCAAAGGAUGGUCGGGAUCUUUUAUCCUUAGAAAAUGUGCCCGAAUACCAGUGGUUUGGGUAUGAAAUCUGGAUAAAUGGCAACCUUUUGCUUUAUUUGUAAUCAUUGGAGCUGUCUUUAAUAAAUCCAAUAGGUUAUCUUUGAAAAAAUGAAUAUUUUAACGAAAAUGAACAAACGAGGCCGAUUAGUCUUUAAGGGUUUCUUUACAACAUAAGCAUUUGUAUGAAUCUGUCUAUUUAUUACAUUUCGGUGUUUUAAUGUGUAACUAGAGUUUUAGGAUGUGUUUAAGCAUAUUACCAUGACCUGUAUAUUCAUAUUUGUAUUAAUCAUGUCUUAACAAUAUAAAUUAUUCUUGUAUUCUUUUGCAAACAAAUAGCAUUUGAAAUAUCAGUUAUAUUACUUACUAGAAUGAAUUAAUGCAAAAAGUUAGAGUGUCUUUUCUGAAAUCGUUUAUGCAGUAUUUUAUUGAUAAUAUUUCAUUUUCUUACAAAAUAAAAAUUAAACACAACAAACCGUUACUUGGGAUUUUCUUCCA
Magallana angulata is the source of this 2117-nucleotide messenger RNA. RefSeq lists its product as uncharacterized. The record is from RefSeq and is a predicted model, not a curated record. NCBI's taxonomy places the organism in Eukaryota, Metazoa, Mollusca, Bivalvia, Ostreida, Ostreidae. The transcript has 3 exons. The coding region runs from base 45 to 1613 and encodes 522 amino acids.